Messenger RNA from Mya arenaria, 4456 nucleotides. Its product is annotated as kelch-like protein 13. The transcript has 4 exons. NCBI's taxonomy places the organism in Eukaryota, Metazoa, Mollusca, Bivalvia, Myida, Myidae. The record is from RefSeq and is a predicted model, not a curated record. Gene Ontology annotation, molecular function: protein binding. Bases 81 to 1967 code for a protein of 628 amino acids.
GCCUUUUAACCAAAUUUGCCAUUUUCUUCACGGUACAUAUCAACUAUUAAAUCGUGUUGUCUGGUGAUAUUGUCGGCCCGAUGUCUGGUGAACAGCAGAGCAAGUCCAUCGCCUCGCCAUCUUCUCGAGGGAUGGACAUGUGCAGUUCAGUUGCCGUGAACAAGGCAGUCAUGAAACAGCUGUACAACCAGAUGUUGAAACAAUCAAACUUCUGUGACACAACUGUAUCCUUUGGAGAAGGCGACAACUGGGCAAGCAUGAAGGCCCACUGGUGUGUGUUGGUUCACAGCCCUUACUUCCAGUCCAUGUACAGAAGUGGUUUAAGGGAAAAACAGCAAGGAGAAGUCCAUAUAGGGAUAGGAAAACCCGAGUUUGUGAAGAUGGCACUGACGUACCUUUACACAGGCAAAAUCUUCAUUGAAUAUUCCACCAUUAAGGACAUGCUUGAAGUGGCCGACUAUCUUCAGAUAGACAGCCUAAAGGCGGACUGUAGCAGAUAUAUUCGCGAUGUUGAAUUGACUGUUGAAAACUGCCUCUCGCUAUGUUUUAUAACUAGUUUGUACAAUAUAGAAGGCCACUCUGAAGUGCUUGAAUUUAUAAGGGCACAUCUGCCGGAAGUUAUGAGCCAGCCAGAAGCAUUGAAGAUGUCGUCAGAUUUGGUUAAUGCUCUGCUGUCUGAUCCAACCUUAAGCUAUGUUCCAAGAGAAGACCUGUUCAAUUUUCUAAUAAAGUGGAUAGAAUUUGAUCCAGAAAUACGGACCAAGCACUUCGAGGAUAUGUUCUCUUUACUUGAUUUGUCCCGAAUGUCUUUGCAGUUUCUCACAAAUGUUGUAAAUCGCUGUAAGUUUGUCAAGGCUUCUGAAAAGUGUGCGAAAACCUCGUUGGAAGUAGAGCAAGUGAUACGGAAUGGAAGAGGACCUGUGUUUGCUGAUAUAGAUGUUCUUAUUGUUGGUGGGAGUUUACAAAAUGGCGACGAACAAAUGUUCAUAUACUUGAUAAAAGAAAACCGUUGGGUGCCAUUAUCAACAUUGUGUAAUGGCAAUGCAGUAUGCGUUUUCGAUUUAAUUGCCACAGUGAACUGUAAAGGAGACGAAUUAUAUUAUCUGAAUGAGGAACCACGUUUCAGAGGCCCAGAUGGAUUGAUGAAAUUUAAUAAAUAUAACUUUAAAACAAAGAAAAGUUCUUCGCAUGAGGUUCCAUUUAAAGACAAUGUUGAUAUUAGAGAUGGGGCGUAUCUCGCCGGAAUCUUUGCGCUGAAGGAAUUCAAUGAAAUCUGCGUAAUUACUCAUAAUUAUAUGUGUAACACUUCUGGCAACAAUGAACCGGCUAUGGUUCAUGCAGUUUUCUUCGAUGCUGAAAUGUCUCGAAUUGUUUCCAAAACACUUGUGUUCAAAACUUUUAACCCUCACGCAGAACUAUUGCUUUCUUGUUGUCUAGCAAGGGAUCGUUAUCUGUGCGUCUAUGUGUUUAACAAUAAUGGUGGCAGUGUGACAAAUAACGAAUACCAGAAAUUCUUCGUGUUAGAUACGCACAAGAAACCAAACAACGAAUUUCAAGAUUUCUCCAGAGGAUCAUAUCGAGGCGAUGUUAUCUUUCCUGUUGGUCGUGAAAUUUAUGUAUGUACAUUUAUUAAUAGCAGCGAUUCGAUUGGAAGAUUUGAUUUGAAAAAAGGAAAGUGGUCCGUAUUUGAGUCUCCAGCAUUACAUGGCAUAGACGAAAACAUAUGCGGAUUAGGGUUCUUUGAUAAUAAGGUUUUUGCUUUUAUUGGUGACGACGAAGAUAUAUUUGUGGAAGAGUGUAAAAUGUUUGAUUUUAAAGGCAAUGAAUGGGUGCCCGUUGCACCAUUGCCAAGGCCUCUAUCCUGUUCGAUUGAGUCCUUUACUGUUCUUUCACACAAAAUUUCCAGCCAGUAUCUAACAUGUCACGCGGACUGUCCACACUGCAAGCUGGCUGUACUGAAGCAGUAGAUGGUUCUCAAAUACUGAAAGGAAGCGUGUCAGAAGAAAUGAUUAAGGUCCAACUACAAUAAAUGUUACUACAUUAUGCUGUAAGUUUAUGGACUCGUGUGCUUAAUAAUGAUCAUGUUCCUACAUUAUGAUAUUAUGGUUAGGACUAUUGCACGAAUACGAACGGUAUUGUUAAAGAAAUUGAAGGGGCACAUAAUGACACAUGAACAAGGUACUUAUCAAUAGCAAUUGAUUAGACUAUAUAUGGUAUUCUAACGUAAGUAUUUUUUAAGGGAACGUGCACUAAUAAAUGAUGAAAAACAAUUCACGAGGCUAGUCAUCAUUAUGUCAUAACAGUAAGUACAGGCAAGAGCAAUUAAUGGGACUAGAUUAUGCUAUAACUGUAAGGACAGGCAAGAGCAUUCGAUUGGACAACAUUAUGCUAUGACUGUGAGGACAGACAAGAGCAUUCGAUUGGACAACAUUAUGCUAUAACUGUAAGGACAGACAAGAGCAUUCGAUGGGACAACAUUAUGCUAUAACUGUGAGGACAGGCAAGAGCAUUCGAUUGGACAACAUUAUGCUUUAACUGUAAGGACAAUUAGGAGCAAUUGAUGGGACUACAUUAUGUUAUUACUGUAAGGACAAUUGGGAGCAAUUGAUGGGACUACAUUAUGUUAUUACUGUAAGGACAAUUGGGAGCAAUUGAUGGGACUACAUUAUGUUAUUACUGUAAGGACAAUUGGGAGCAAUUGAUGGGACUACAUUAUUCUAUUACUGUAAGGACAAUUGGGAGCAAUUGAUGGGACUACAUUAUUCUAUUACUGUAAGGACAAUUGGGAGCAAUUGAUGGAACUACAUUAUGUUAUUACUGUAAGGGCAAUUGGGAGCAAUUCAUGGGACUACAUUAUGUUAUUACUGUAAGGACAAUUGGGAGCAAUUCAUGGGACUACAUUAUUCUAUUACUGUAAGGACAAUUGGGAGCAAUUCAUGGGACUACAUUAUUCUAUUACUGUAAGGGCAAUUGGGAGCAAUUCAUGGGACUACAUUAUGUUAUUACUGUAAGGGCAAUUGGGAGCAAUUGAUGGGACUACAUUAUUCUAUUACUGUAAGGGCAAUUGGGAGCAAUUCAUGGGACUACAUUAUGUUAUUACUGUAAGGACAAUUGGGAGCAAUUGAUGGGACUACAUUAUGUUAUUACUGUAAGGACAAUUGGGAGCAAUUGAUGGGACUACAUUAUUCUAUUACUGUAAGGACAAUUGGGAGCAAUUGAUGGGACUACAUUAUUCUAUUACUGUAAGGACAAUUGGGAGCAAUUGAUGGAACUACAUUAUGUUAUUACUGUAAGGGCAAUUGGGAGCAAUUCAUGGGACUACAUUAUGUUAUUACUGUAAGGACAAUUGGGAGCAAUUCAUGGGACUACAUUAUGUUAUUACUGUAAGGACAAUUGGGAGCAAUUCAUGGGACUACAUUAUUCUAUUACUGUAAGGACAAUUGGGAGCAAUUCAUGGGACUACAUUAUUCUAUUACUGUAAGGGCAAUUGGGAGCAAUUCAUGGGACUACAUUAUGUUAUUACUGUAAGGGCAAUUGGGAGCAAUUGAUGGGACUACAUUAUGUUAUUACUGUAAGGGCAAUUGGGAGUAAUUGAUGGGAUUACAUUAUGUUAUCACUGUAAGGGCAAUUGGGAGUAAUUGAUGGGACUACAUUAUGUUAUUACUGUAAGGGCAAUUGGGAGCAAUUCAUGGGACUACAAUAUGUUAUUACUGUAAGGGCAAUUGGGAGCAAUUCAUGGGACUACAUUAUGUUAUUACUGUAAGGGCAAUUGGGAGCAAUUCAUGGGAGUGCAUUAUUCUAUUACUGUAAGGGCAAUUGGGAGCAAUUGAUGGGACUGCAUUAUGCUAUUACUGUAAGGGCUAUUAGGAGCAAUUCAUGGGACUACAUUAUGUUAUUACUGUAAGGACAAUUGGGAGCAAUUGAUGGGACUACAUCAUUACUAAAGGACAGGCAUGAUCAUUUGAUGGGACUACACUACAUUACUGUAGUAAUACCAAGGUAUUGAUUAAGAGCAAUUUAUUGGACUGCAUCGUUAUAUAACCGUUAAGACAAUCAAGAGCAAUCGAUAGGACUACAUUAUGCUAUUACAGUUAGGAAACGAGUUCUACGUGAACGAAGUUAUUAUCAAGUGCAUGGUACUGCUGGUUCUAUAAAAAAGUAAAGGGGAUUCCAAUGUUAUUGCGAGCACAAGUGCUACCACCGUCAAUUGACUUUCAGAGAAUGAACACUAGCCAGUAAACUGGUGCAGAUAUACUCGCAUACUAGUAUGUGUUGUUUGUCUGUUUGCCAGCUUAGGAACAUUUAUUAUGCAUUAUCAUGAAUCGAUGAUAUAUGACGUUGGCACGUGCUUGUUCAUCACGUAUUUUAAAAUCAUUAUUAAUAAAUUAUUGUGUUAGGCUGUUUUCGAGAUUGGAAACCAGCGUCCAAAAUGGUUUAAACUAUGGUGUUUGAAACA